This is a messenger RNA of Ornithodoros turicata, 2017 nucleotides long. Its product is annotated as WD repeat-containing protein 76-like. The transcript has 13 exons. Gene Ontology annotation, molecular function: protein binding; DNA binding. Gene Ontology annotation, biological process: regulation of DNA damage checkpoint. The record is from RefSeq and is a predicted model, not a curated record. The coding region runs from base 297 to 1898 and encodes 533 amino acids. Gene Ontology annotation, cellular component: nucleus. Lineage: Eukaryota; Metazoa; Arthropoda; Arachnida; Ixodida; Argasidae.
AUUGGUUUAAUUUCGUCACCUAAUUUUCGAGUGAGUGCGGGCAAGAGUUGAUACUAAUUAAAUCGUCGAUGGCACGAAACAAAGCUUGAGCAUAGCUGGAGAGCGGGUUCUCUAUCAUUCUCUAGGCGUUGUCUGUAGCAGCAGCGCGGCACUGUGCGCAGGAACGCGGGAACUGGAACUGGCGGGAACGACGCACAUGUGUGCUGUGUGUCCGUGGAGUCUGCGCGCGUUUUUCGUGCUUGCCAUCGAAUCUCUCUAAUCUGUCCGUGUGUGCGCGCACAUAAACAACUACUUACAUGAGAGCCGAUAGUAGCGAGAGUAUACAAUCCUUUUCUUUCUACGGUGCGCGAACGAUGAUCACACGUAGCAAGGGAACCAAAAGAUCCUCGUCGUGGCGUGUAAACAAGGAUGUUGAACAUGAGAGAACUGAUGUUGAUCCCUUGCAUGAAAUGGAGAGAGGUACUGCGAAACGGCCGAAACUGGAGAAGAAAGGGAAAGGAGACAAAAAGAAAACGGACAGUAACGAUUUUGAUGCAAUAAGGCAGAGGAACAUCGAAGAAAAAAAUGCGUUUUUACAGUCCCUGAACAUCGAUGGGCUAAAGCUGGGCCUUGUCAGUUCAAAGAAGACCACCCCCACUUCCAUAAGAAAAAAGCCCAAGGUAGAAGCGCUUCCUCGUCGGCAGAGUUUACGACUUCAAAGUAAAGAGCCUAGUAAUGAAGUAUCGCACACAUUUGAAGCCCCUGUGGAAGGAGUGCUGAAGGUUGAACGAGUUGGACCCUUGGAUUUCAAAGCUGUGUUUGAAGGUUCCACUGAGGCUGAACAGUCUUUUCUGCUUGAAGAGACCACAAGCAGCAUGUUAAAGACCGCGCUUCCACCAUUGACGAAGGAGAACAUCAGGGACCUGGAAAGGUACAAGAAUGCCUUCAGGAACAUGACAGUCGACGGCACUUGUAUUGAGAAGCUUACAGUGCACCGCAUCACAUGUUUAGCAGUACAUCCAUCGAAGGAUGUGACCCUCGCAUGUGCAGGAGACAAACGUGGAUACCUCGGGUUCUUCAAGCUGGGAAAGGACGGUGCAGAAAAUAUAGUUGAAACGUACAGCCCACAUGCAGCCGGAGUGAUGUGCCUCAAAAUAAGACGGGAUGCACCUCGAUACAUAUAUUCCGGCAGCUACGACGAAACUAUUAGACGUGCCGACAUUGAAACUGGAAUCUUUGAAGAGAUCUACAGGGCUCCCAUUGAUAGUGGUGUGCUGUAUUUUGCGUGGGAUGGACCAAGCACCAUGACGGUCAGCUUCAACGACGGGCAUGUUUCUUUCGUGGACACCAGGAUGGCAGGUGAUCAAGUGACCAGGUACGAUGUACACAGUCACAGGGUCCGAACAGUGGAUGUCCACCCUUCUCAGAGCCAGUAUUUUGUAACAGCCAGUACAGACAGACUGGCAAAAAUUUGGGACAGACGGAAAAUGAGCAAGAGGCAGCCAGAACCAAUCGCAACACUGCAACACCGUAGGUCCUGUACUUCUGCUUUCUUCUCUCCAGUGAGCGGUGAUAAGGUUGUAACAACCUCCAUGGAUAAUACUCUUAGAGUCUUCAACUCCAGCAAUUUCAUUGGAGACAUUAAGAUGACUACCUGCAUAAAACACUUGAACGAGACUGGCCGGUGGCUGACGCCAUUCCGUGCGACUUGGGUUCCUCAAAGUGAUGAUGUUUUUCUUGUGGGCAGCAUGCUCCAUCCAAGGUGUAUAGAGGCAUACACCACACAUGGAUCAUUGAUGCACAAGUUCGUCGGCGAAAGUUUUGGCUCAGUUUGCUCAGUUGUGGACAUGCACCCAGAACAGUCUAUUCUUGCCUGUGGAAACUCUAGUGGCAAAGUUUAUAUCUUCAAAGAAAUGUGAAUAGUGUCUUCCGAACCACACUUGUAAAAUAACCUUGAAGCUAAGGGCAGCCUCUGUAUUUUUAUGCUUUUAUUUUGUGGACAUAUCAAAAAUUAUAAUAAAAUUCAUUUGUAAACUUA